AUGAAGGAGGAUGUGGGAAAUAUAAUAGCACCAUUGAUGGUGAGGCCAAUCACGCGUUGGCCCUUCUUCGCCUUUCUGGGUGGAGCCAUGUUUUGCUUGUUAGCAAGCAGUACAUGCCACUUACUCUCUUGUCAUUCUGAGCGCAUAUCUUACAUCAUGCUCAGGCUCGACUAUGCCGGGAUUGCUGCUUUGAUCUCAACGUCCUUUUAUCCUCCAGUCUAUUAUUCUUUCAUGUGCUAUCCUGUCCUCUGCGGUCUCUACAUAGGAUUCAUUACUCUCCUGGGCCUUUGUACAAUCUUAGCAUCCCUUCUUCCCGUAUUCCAAACUCCCGAAUAUCGUAGUUUUCGAGCAGCACUCUUCUUCGGAAUGGGCGUGUCAGGUGCAGUACCUAUUCUGCACAAGCUCAUCUUAUUCUGGCACCAACCCGAGGCACUCCACACAACAGGGUAUGAAGUUUUGAUGGGAGCAUUAUAUGGUAUUGGAGCAUUGGUUUAUGCUAUGAGAGUUCCCGAGAGGUGGAUACCGGGAAAAUUUGAUAUUGCAGGGCAUAGCCACCAACUUUUUCACAUCCUUGCCUCUGUGCACACGCGUGAUGCGUGA
Fraxinus pennsylvanica is the source of this 600-nucleotide messenger RNA. The record is from the annotation of a GenBank genome assembly. NCBI's taxonomy places the organism in Eukaryota, Viridiplantae, Streptophyta, Magnoliopsida, Lamiales, Oleaceae.